Molecule: messenger RNA, 774 nt
Organism: Vigna umbellata (rice bean)
Lineage: Eukaryota; Viridiplantae; Streptophyta; Magnoliopsida; Fabales; Fabaceae
Source: RefSeq, a predicted model, not a curated record
CAACAUCUCCAAACUCAAUCUCAUCAACACACACAUCCCAUGGCUUCUUUACAUACCACACCUCUCCUCUCUUCUUCUCUAUCAAAAAUCAACGCUUCUAUUCGUCUCCCUAACCCUCCACCACUCUCUCGUUCUCUCCCAAAGCUACCAUCAAAACCCCUGCGCAUUGAUCAACUUAAUGGCUCCACACACACAAUUCCAUUGGAGAACAACGUUGUUACCAAACACAUAUAUCAAGAUUUAUUCACUCCCACCGACACAUCAUCUCAUAACCUCACUCUUCAACUCUACGCAAUUUUGGAGCAAGUUUCUGACAGAAUUGAAAUGCACAAAAACAUUGGCGAACAGAGAAACAACUGGAAUACUCUUCUUCUUAACUCCCUCAACACGAUCACUCUCACUGCCACGGCCAUGGCCGGUGUUGCUGCAGCCACCACUGGUGACACCGGGGCACCGCUUUUGGCCUUGAAACUAUCAUCAACGCUCUUGUUUUCUGCCGCCACAGGGAUGUCACUCAUCAUGAACAAAAUUCAGCCCUCACAACUCGCCGAGGAGCAACGCAAUGCUACAAGGUUGUUCAAAGAGCUUCAUACCCAAAUCCAAACCCUAAUCACUAUUGGAAAUCCCACAGAGAAAGAUGUGAAGAGUUCAAUAGAGAAGGUGUUGGCACUCGACAAAGCUUACCCACUUCCCUUGUUGGGAGCCAUGCUCGACAAGUUUCCCCAAAAAUAUGAACCAGCGGUCUGGUGGCCUUCGUCUCAGUCCCAGAGAAAA